GGUUGGGCUGACGGGUGGGCGCCACGGUUCUGGUUGGCCAGGAAGUAGGGGGCGGGUGCUCUUCGGCGACUCACGGAAGCGGUUGGCCAGUCGUGGCGGGCGGGCGUCUAGAUUGGCCAGCGGGGUUCUGGCAGGUUCCAGAAGGCGGCUGAGCCGGCUAUAAAAGGGGCGCCAGCGGCGCUGUGACGGCACAUCGCGCCGCGGACGGCAGCGGGAGCGGGCGGCGGGAGCGGCGAUCGCGAGCGAGGCGCUGAGCAGAGACCUGCCAUCAUGUCUGGCAAAGGGCCGGCAAUCGGCAUCGACUUGGGCACCACGUACUCCUGCGUGGGUGUCUUUCAGCAUGGCAAAGUGGAGAUCAUCGCCAACGACCAGGGCAACCGCACCACGCCCAGCUACGUGGCCUUCACCGAUACAGAGCGCCUCAUCGGCGAUGCCGCCAAGAACCAGGUGGCUAUGAACCCCACCAACACCAUCUUUGAUGCCAAGCGUCUCAUCGGCCGCAAGUACGAUGACCCCACGGUGCAGGCUGACAUGAAGCACUGGCCCUUCCGUGUGGUGAACGAGGGUGGCAAGCCCAAGGUGCAAGUGGAGUACAAGGGUGAGAUGAAGACCUUCUUCCCAGAGGAGAUCAGCUCCAUGGUCCUUACCAAGAUGAAGGAGAUCGCUGAGGCCUAUCUGGGGCGCAAGGUGCAGAAUGCUGUCAUCACAGUGCCUGCCUACUUCAAUGACUCCCAGCGCCAGGCCACCAAAGACGCUGGCACCAUCACUGGCCUUAAUGUGAUGCGCAUUAUCAACGAGCCCACAGCAGCUGCUAUAGCCUAUGGCUUGGACAAGAAAGGUACCCGGGCCGGAGAGAAGAAUGUGCUCAUCUUUGACUUGGGAGGGGGCACUUUUGAUGUAUCCAUCCUUACCAUUGAGGAUGGCAUCUUUGAGGUGAAGUCCACAGCUGGUGACACCCACCUGGGUGGGGAGGACUUUGACAACCGCAUGGUGAACCAUUUUGUGGAAGAAUUCAAGCGUAAGCACAAGCGCGACAUUGCUGGCAACAAGCGAGCGGUGAGGCGACUGCGUACGGCUUGUGAGAGGGCGAAGCGCACCCUCAGCUCUUCCACGCAAGCUAGCAUUGAGAUCGACUCCCUCUACGAGGGCAUUGACUUCUACACCUCCAUUACUCGUGCCCGCUUCGAGGAGCUCAAUGCUGAUCUCUUCCGUGGCACCCUGGAGCCAGUGGAGAAGGCUCUGCGCGAUGCCAAGCUAGACAAGGGCCAGAUCCAGGAGAUCGUGCUGGUGGGUGGCUCCACUCGUAUUCCCAAGAUCCAAAAGCUGCUACAGGACUUCUUCAAUGGCAAAGAGCUCAACAAGAGCAUCAACCCCGACGAGGCUGUUGCUUAUGGCGCUGCCGUGCAAGCGGCUAUCCUCAUGGGAGACAAGUCUGAGAAUGUGCAGGAUCUGCUGCUGUUGGAUGUCACCCCUCUGUCCCUGGGCAUCGAGACAGCUGGUGGCGUGAUGACAGCUCUCAUCAAGCGCAACACCACCAUUCCCACCAAACAAACUCAGACCUUCACCACCUACUCUGACAACCAGAGCAGCGUCCUGGUCCAGGUGUACGAGGGCGAGAGGGCUAUGACGAAGGACAACAACUUGCUGGGUAAAUUUGACCUAACGGGCAUCCCCCCGGCACCCCGUGGAGUCCCCCAGAUCGAGGUCACUUUUGACAUCGAUGCCAAUGGUAUCCUGAAUGUCAGCGCUGUGGACAAGAGCACGGGUAAGGAGAACAAGAUCACCAUCACCAAUGACAAGGGUCGCCUUAGCAAGGAUGACAUUGACCGUAUGGUGCAAGAAGCAGAGAAAUACAAAGCGGAGGAUGAAGCUAACCGAGAUCGGGUGGCAGCCAAGAACUCCCUCGAGUCCUACACUUACAACAUGAAGCAGACGGUGGAGGACGAUAAACUGAAGGGAAAGAUCAGUGACCAGGACAAGCAGAAAGUGCUCGACAAGUGUCGGGAGGUGGUCUCCUGGCUCGAUCGCAACCAGAUGGCCGAGAAGGAAGAGUACGAGCACAAGCAGAAAGAGCUGGAGAAACUUUGCAACCCGAUCGUCACAAAAUUGUACCAGGGAGCUGGAGGGGCCGGUGCGGGUGGCUCCGGUGGCCCGACCAUCGAAGAAGUAGAUUAAAGAGAACUGAAGUAUAGACUGGUUUAUGGACAGUCACUCCAUUCUUUGCUUUGUAUUUUUUUUUUUCUAACGUUUAAGGAAAACGUCCUUGCCGAUAACAGAGUUUAUUCUGUUGGGUGUGUAUAAAGGCAGAUCUGUCAGCUUGGUUUUGAUAAAAGGGAAGGCACGUCCUGCUUUAUAAGGUUAGUAAUAGACAACCUUUGUUAAUUCAGAUACAGCUGUUUGUACUCUGGAUGUUUGUCUCUGUUCAAGUGUCUCUUCUAAAGUAACCACUCGACUGUUGCAGUUGACAAGUUUCAAGUUAUGCAUGAAAAUCUUUAUGGAAGAGUAAAAAAAAUAUGCCAAAUUAGGCUUCUGGAAAUUUUGGUAAUAAAUAAAAUGUAUUUAAAGCAUAAA
Molecule: messenger RNA, 2571 nt
Organism: Haliaeetus leucocephalus (bald eagle)
Lineage: Eukaryota; Metazoa; Chordata; Aves; Accipitriformes; Accipitridae
Gene: HSPA2
Product: heat shock 70kDa protein 2
Exons: 1
Coding region: 271-2175 (634 amino acids)
Biological process (GO): vesicle-mediated transport; protein refolding; cellular response to unfolded protein
Cellular component (GO): cytoplasm; cytosol; plasma membrane
Molecular function (GO): misfolded protein binding; heat shock protein binding; ATP hydrolysis activity
Source: RefSeq, a predicted model, not a curated record